Molecule: messenger RNA, 1607 nt
Organism: Lagopus muta (rock ptarmigan)
Lineage: Eukaryota; Metazoa; Chordata; Aves; Galliformes; Phasianidae
Gene: WDR54
Product: WD repeat domain 54
Exons: 9
Coding region: 130-1131 (333 amino acids)
Molecular function (GO): protein binding
Source: RefSeq, a predicted model, not a curated record
CGCCGUCUCCAUGGUUACGGCGGGCAGCGGCCGAGCCGUGGAGCGAGCGGGCCUGAGAGCGGGACCGGGAUCGGAGCGGGGCCGGAGCCGGCCUGGGGCGACGGAACGGCGGGAGCGCCGCGGGCCGCGAUGUACCGCCGGGAGAAGAGCAUGGCGCUGCGCGGCAGCUCCUCGGCGCUCUACAACAACCUGAGCGUGCUCCUCCCGCCCCGCGGGCCGCUCGCCUUCCUCGGCUCCGUGCACGGCCCCGCCGUCACCGUGCUCAGCGCCACCGGCGACGCGGCGGGCCGCGCCCAGCGGCAGCUCCAGGCCCGGGCGGGCGGCGGGGCUUCGCUCGUCACGCAGGCUGCCUGGUGUGUCCUGCCGGCACGCACCCUGCUGGUGCUGACCUGUCAGAAAGGCAUCCAGAUGUACGAAUCAGAUGGCUCCAUCAUGGUGUAUUGGCACGCGCUGGACAUCGCAGAGCCCCCUCCAGCACAAGCCGCGUUUGCCCGAGGUAUCUCUGCAGCAGGAGAACGUUUCAUCUGCGUGGGGCUGUCCUCUGGGAUGGUGCUGGUGUUCGACAUCCCCCCAAAAGGGACCGACAUCGCGGUGAGCGAGGUGCUGAAGGAGCACCGCGACGCCAUCACCGACAUCGCCGCCGAGCUGGGCCAGGCGCCGGCCGGGGCCGGGGACCUGGUGACCGCUGACGACGCCGGGGCGCUGUGCGUGUGGAGCUCCGGCGAGGAAUUCUCCCUGCUCAACAGGAUCCCGGCCUUCGGCUGGACCUGCUCCUCCGUGCGGCUCUGGAACGGGAUCGUGGCCGCCGGUUACGGCAACGGGCAGAUCCGGCUGUACGACGCAGCGACGGGCGGCCUGCGUGCCGAGGUGGGCGCGCACGCCCGCUGGAUUUACGCCCUGGACCUGGCACCGGCCACGGGAAAGCUGCUGUCGGGUGCGGAGGACUCCUUCGUUCACGUGUGGAAGCUCAGCAGGAACCCGGACACCGACGACGUUGAGGUCGAGCACUGCCACGCUGAGUGCGUCACCGACACCCAGAUCUGCGGAGCCCGGUUCUGUGACCCCGAGGGAAACUCCUUUGCGGUGACCGGCUACGACCUCAGCGAGAUCUUCUGCUACAGCCGGCUGUAGCCGCGAGCCGUGCGGGCUGCUGGGGGGCUGCGGCAGGGAGAGCCGGGCUGCCGGCACCCCCCCCCACCUCCGUCACAGCGCCGUGCCCGGCAGGGUGGGAUUCUGCACGCAGCCGGAGCUGAGAUCGGCCGCUCCCAAAGCAUCCCUGCCCUCGGUGCGGCCCGUCUGCGCGUGGGAACACGGGCCGAGAGCCGUGCCGGCUCCGCAGCACUGCGGGCCCCCGGGCCAGAAGUUGCCCCCCACCCCCCCCGGACCCCCCCUGCGAGAAGGAUGCGGCCGAGGUGACGUGGCCGGGCAGCAGCAGCCGCACCGCGGGCUCUGGUAGCAGCGUUCCUGUCCGUUCCCCGCACGGAGGGACUCCUCUCUUCCCCGCGGCACCUUUCCUUCAGGCACGAAGGGAUCCGGGCUGAACCCGUGCUACGAGCCCGGCCGGCCGGGGGGGCCGCAGCGGCCGCUCCCACCCCAGGCGGCCGCAC